Molecule: messenger RNA, 1475 nt
Organism: Cyprinodon variegatus (sheepshead minnow)
Lineage: Eukaryota; Metazoa; Chordata; Actinopteri; Cyprinodontiformes; Cyprinodontidae
Gene: ndufv3
Product: NADH:ubiquinone oxidoreductase subunit V3
Exons: 5
Coding region: 63-1331 (422 amino acids)
Biological process (GO): mitochondrial ATP synthesis coupled electron transport
Cellular component (GO): mitochondrion
Source: RefSeq, a predicted model, not a curated record
UUCCUGGACGGAUCGGGUAGUGACACCCAGCAGGCGUUUUGUAAAAUUGACAGGAACUCAAGAUGGCUGCCUGUUUGCUGCGUUUAGGUCGACUCAAGUGGAACAGUUUGGGCACUCUGAGGCGUCCCCCCGCUGCUUGGUUCUGCAUUGAAGCUAAAGAGGCAGCAAACACGGGGAAAAAACCCAAGGGCCCCGCCAAAACAGGUGAAGAUAAGAGGUCAGCCCAACUGGCUUCCAAGACUGGAGUGGCCUUUCCAGUAAAAUAUAUAAGUCCUGGAGUUUUGCCACCCUCCCGAGGUGAAAUUAAGGAACCAAUCGGCUCUGCUGCAACAUCAGAAAUAAUUUUUGGAACCGAGCCCGAGUUGGUAGCCUUAGUUCCUUCAUCUCAAUCAUUUCAAAGCCACGAAGAGGUUCCUCAGAAUUCAGUUGAGGCAGUUAGUAAAGAGUCAGUACCUGCAGAGAUUCAUGCCCCUGCUGUGACCAUUGAUAUUAUAAAAGCAGCUGGGGUCUCAAAUAAGCUUGAAGAUGCAGCAAUUGAGGAGCUCCUGUCCUCGUCGUCUAGCGAGUCUGAUACAGAUUCAGACUCAGAACUUGAAGAUGAAGAUAAGAAGUUAGAACUGGGAAUUGAAACUAGAAACUGUUCUCCAGAGUUAAAACCUAGUCAUCAGGAAGGAGGGGAAGAUGAAGUUCAUAAAGUUACUGGAGUGACUAAAGGCAUUACUAAUGCAGAGACAAAAGAGGCUCAGUCUAGGGUAGAGGUCUCUAAACCUAUUUCUGAAGAUAAAGGCUUUGAGGUCCUCAGUGCUUCAAAGAGUGUAGCUGAGCUUACCAGGUCAGAUAUUUUAACCAAUGCUGCUCCUAGUGUUACUGUUGCAGACUUUGAAGCUCUAGUUCCAGUCGUAGGGCAAAAUGAAACUCCACAUAAACCCAACCCUAAUGCUCAUGUGCCUGCAGAUGGCCUAGGGGAUGCCCCGAAAGAAUUCAUGGAAACAAUUAUCUGUGAUCCUGUAAAGUCAGAAAUAGUCUCUACUAAAGUAGUGGCCAGUCAUCCAGCUGAAGUUGGCAGCUCUGCCAAUAGAGCGGAUGAGCUGGUGGACUCUGUUGAAAUCCAAGAAGCUGCUGGAGAAGAGCUGCAUGGGGAGACCUCUGCUGAACAGCCUGAGGAGCCAGCAUCAGCACCCCCAGAGCCCGAGGAGCCCUUUGACAACAGCACUUACAAAAACUAUCAGCACCACGACUAUACCAGCUAUACAUUUGCAGAUCUGGAUGUGGAAAUGGCCAAGUAUCGUCUCCCUCAGCCCUCCUCGGGCAAACCCUCACCCACACACUAGAGGGCCGGAUGAUGUCCAUGGUGGACUUAAUGUUGCCACACUUCAUAUAUGUGUAAAGAUAUCACUGCAUCAUCUGUAGAAAAAACAGUUGUCAAAUUGUGAUGUAAUUAAAGAACAUGUGUAAGAAAUGAAGGGUGUUUUUUU